CCAGACGAACAUUUCCUGUCUACAUUGACCCAUCAGCUUUUCUGUCUUACGGACAUUGAUCUGACAUCGUGUGAAAUAAAAAAUAAAAAAUGUCGGGGUUGUUGAGGACCGUCGCCAGCCGCGCCGCUCCCGUCCUGCGGGGACACACUGUGACCCAGACGGCGAAUUUGUACACCAAACCGGCGAAGGAGAAGAUCGGCACCAUUGAAACAACAGUUGCGUUGGGCUUGUUCACUGUAGUGAUCCUGGGACCAUCUGGAUGGGUCCUGGCCCACCUGGAGGACUACAAAAAGAAGGAGUAAAGUGGACUCUUUAACUGUCAGAUCUGGUGCAUCACAUCCAGCCUCCGUCUCAUCCUGGAACCAUCUUAAUGUUGCGCUUCAGAGAAGAUGUUUUACUUUUGACUCCUCUACCUCUGUGACAGUUCCAAUUCCCAGUUACAACUUCACUUAAAACAGUGGCUCUGAUACAUCAAAUAUGUUAAAAUUGUGUUGUCAAUCUUCCCUCAUAAGGAGUGUGUUACAGAAUAAAAUUUUAAACUCAAA
This is a messenger RNA of Girardinichthys multiradiatus, 545 nucleotides long. Its product is annotated as cytochrome c oxidase subunit 8A, mitochondrial. Gene Ontology annotation, cellular component: mitochondrion. The record is from RefSeq and is a predicted model, not a curated record. Gene Ontology annotation, biological process: mitochondrial electron transport, cytochrome c to oxygen. The transcript is spliced from 2 exons. NCBI's taxonomy places the organism in Eukaryota, Metazoa, Chordata, Actinopteri, Cyprinodontiformes, Goodeidae. The coding region runs from base 90 to 302 and encodes 70 amino acids.